UCGGCUAAGCCUCCACAAACACGGACGUUAGCUCGGCCUGAGCAGCCACUCACCGCGCUGAAAUGUAGGGCGAUUUGAAUUCUACGCCCAAGGACCUCAAACGAAGUCUCUGAAGCACAAAGUUGACAGCUGUCGGUGACAUUCACUAUCGUCCCUCUUGUCAACCAAAGUCAAUGGAAAGCUCACAGAACACUCCGACACGGUCCUGCUCGUAAGAGUGCGAACAGAAAAGCGUAUCGGAACCUAAGUUCUUGGGCUGUGUUGUGGCUGUCGGAAUUAUUUGGUAGCAGCACACUGAGAUGCCUGCCUGUCGUCGGCGAGCUGAUGUUUAGGCUGGCUGGGGGUAUUUUGUGAUUAAAUGUUGCGAUAUUCGUUGUAGGGAGUUGUUAGUUGUGUACUUGCAGGAGCCUACAGAUAUAAGGAGGAAGUGUGACAUUUGAAAUAAUGGAGCCGGGACGGCGGAGAGGUGUGAGCAGCCUGGUGUCCUCUCUGUCCCUGCUCUGUGUGGUGCUGGACCUGCAGCUGGACGGUGUGUUGGGUGUCUCUCCUGUGGAGAUCGAGCAGCACCUGGAAAUGGGCCGCAAGCUGCUGGCAGCAGGACAGCUGGCUGAGGCCCUCUCCCAUUACCACUCCGCUGUUGAGGGUGACUCAAAGAACUACCUGACUUACUACAAACGUGCAGCUGUGUUUCUGGCCAUGGGGAAAUCUAAAUCAGCCCUGCCCGAUCUGACCCGAGCCAUCCAGCUCAAACCGGACUUCCUGGCCGCUCGGAUACAGAGAGGAAAUAUUCUCCUGAAGCAGGGGAAUACUCAAGAAGCCAGAGAGGACUUUGAGGCAGUAUUGCAGCGCUCCCCGGACCAGGAGGAGGCACAAAAUCAGCUCCACAAAGCUGAGGAGCUAGAAGAGCUCCAGGAGGAGGCACACAAGGCCCAUCACCGCGGAGACUACACCACCGCCAUCCAGGUGCUGGACCGUGUUAUAGAGCUUUCGCCUUGGGAUCCAGAGUCCCGGGAGAUGAGAGCUGAAUGCUAUAUACGCCUUGGGGAGCCCAGGAAGGCCAUAUUAGAUCUGACACCUGCAGCCAGACUCAGGACGGACAACCGAGCAGCCUUCCUGAAACUUAGUCGCCUGCUAUACGACCUGGGAGAACACCAAAACUCGCUUAGUGAGAUUCGAGAGUGUCUGAAGCUGGAUCAGGAUGAUAAGGAAUGUUUUGCACACUACAAGCAGGUGAAAAAGCUCAGCAAGCAGAUGGACUCUGCAGAAGAGCUGAUCUCAGAACAGAGAUAUCAAGAAGCAAUAGACAAGUACGAGUCUGUUAUGAGGACAGAGCCAAAUAUUCCAUUUUAUACCACCAAAGCCAAGGAAAGGAUCUGCUUCUGUCUAGUGAAGAUUAAGGAGGCAGAGCUGGCAUUGGACACGUGUUCAGAGGCCCACCAGAGAGACCCUCAGAAUAUCCACAUCCUCAGAGACAGAGCUGAGGCCUACAUCCAACUUCAGGACUAUGAGAAAGCUGUGGAGGACUAUCAGGAGGCACGAGAGUUUGACCAGGACAGCCAGGAAAUCCGUGAGGGUCUAGAACGUGCACAGAAACUCCUGAAGCUUUCACGCAAGAGGGACUACUACAAAAUCCUGGGAGUGAGUCGGAGUGCUAACAAACAGGAAGUCAUUAAAGCAUACAGGAAACUGGCACAGCAGUGGCAUCCAGACAACUUCCAGUCUGAAGCGGAAAAGAAGGAGGCUGAGAAGAAGUUCAUUGACAUUGCUUCAGCUAAAGAGGUCCUAACAGAUCCAGAGAUGCGUCAGAAAUUUGACUCGGGCGAAGACCCCUUGGACCCCGAGAACCAGCAGGGAGAAGGAGGAAGAGGAGAGUGGCCCUUUGGUUUCAACCCCUUCCAGGGUGGAAACUUCCACUUCAAAUUCCACUACAACUAAUAAGGCUACACCAUGGGAUACUGUGGAUACGAUAGUAGUAACGGACAAUGGACUGGACUCAUCAAAAAGCCCACAAAUGAGGGCUGGGAAGAGGAAUGCGUUUAUUCUUCAAACUGAGUUACAGUUGGCUCUUAUCAAAGGGUUGCUUGUGAGCCAAUUUUGACUUGAAUAUGCAGGCUGUUCUGCACUUCUUAAGGAAUCAGUCACUUUUAUGUGAUAGGAAAGUUGUUUGACGGGUGUUUGCGUGACGCCAUGCAGUAAAUGGCUGUGAUGAAUGAAGUCUAAUUUAGUUUGGAGUAUUUUUGAGGCUGAAGAAAUUUAUCAGCUGACCCUCACUCUGUGGCAUUUUUAGCUCAUCUUGCUUUUGCAUUCAUGCUACAUCUCUUUCUCUCUCUCUACCUCUCUAUCUCUCUCUUUCUCUGUCACACAAAUCUGUGUGCUACUCUACUGCCCUACCAGCCUUGCCCUCCAGGUUUUCUCUAACUGAGUAGUUGAUAGAUUCUGUUUUCAGUAUAUAUAAAGUUAUGUAUUUGUGACAGAAAUGUCACAUACUGGCCUUUUUAACAUUCAGUCCGGACACUCCAGUCUGUUAAAUGUUAAAUCAGUAUUGCACGUUUGUGUGCACUUAAUCAAUUUAGUUUUCAAAGCAGACAAUGACAUAAGCUCUUUUCUGUUCGAAUGAGGUUGAUCAUGCUUCUUUUUCAAACCUUUUUGGCCACGUGUUGUUUUCUGUUUCUUUUCUGUUGUCUGUUCCUGUUGCAAACAGCAGAACUGGCUGUUAUUACUGAAUGAGCUGAAAAUCUACAGGUCUUCUUAUUACUGUCAGUUUCUUUGCAAAUUGGCUACAGAGCCUCGAAUCAUAGCAUUGCCAUAGUCCAAAACACUGUUAAACCUUCCAUGGAACUGUCCCACUUUAUUUAAAGGUUUGUACUUUAGAGAUAUGAACCAGUUAUAUCAUUUUAGCACUCCAAGCUGUUACAGACUAAAUGAGAUAUUAUAAUUAUCUUGCAGAGAAAAGGUGGGAAAUUUGUGAUGUUUUGUCUAAUGCAGUUGCCAUGAUUAGAUGCUAGGUAGCUGACUGAUCUUCUCUUGGUGCCCUGUCAAUGCCUAUUUCAACGUGCCAAUGCAGCUUCCCCUUUGAACUAAAUGGUUUAAUGAUCUGGGUUUUCCAAGUGGUAUUUAUGCCUGCAGUUAGUUAUUUUAUGCUUUUGUAGGACGAAUUUGUUCAUUUGGAACUGCUUUUCAGACGGAUUAUUUAAAAUAAGAGUAUGUUCAGAAUGAU
Molecule: messenger RNA, 3217 nt
Organism: Colossoma macropomum (tambaqui)
Lineage: Eukaryota; Metazoa; Chordata; Actinopteri; Characiformes; Serrasalmidae
Gene: dnajc3b
Product: DnaJ (Hsp40) homolog, subfamily C, member 3b
Exons: 12
Coding region: 445-1935 (496 amino acids)
Biological process (GO): protein folding in endoplasmic reticulum
Cellular component (GO): endoplasmic reticulum
Molecular function (GO): protein-folding chaperone binding; misfolded protein binding
Source: RefSeq, a predicted model, not a curated record